CUCACGAUCUCGACCGUAGAGUCGAGUUCGUUCGUACGACGCGCUAUACGAAAAAUAAGUUUAAAAAAAACAUAAAUAAACAAAACCAGUUUAUGAAACAUUUUCAGAAAUUUUUUUCGUGCCAAAAAAAAAGAAAAUUUUUUUCAUGUAAAAUUAUAUAAUAAUAAUAAUUAAUAUAAUUUUCUUAUUAUUAUUAUUAUUAAUAAUAAAUUAAAAAUACAAAAACUAAAUAUUUUUUAUAAAUGUAAAAAUAAUUUUUUUUUGUUUUGGAAUAUGAAGAAAGCUAAGGAUAAAAUUUUAAAUAAAAUUCCUAUUGUUUACGAUCUCAGUUCAGUGUUUGCUAGUGACGAAUGGGAAAAAUAAAAAUUAACAGGGAUACUAAAAAGAGAUACUUCAAUUUGCAAAAAAAAAAAAAGGGUAGCCUGACAUCGGCAUCUACUUAUCCGUGUGUGUGUUGUGUACGAUGGGAACCUACUCGCCAAAGAUCGUGAUGAAAAGAAAAAGUAAACGAUUGUUAUGUGCGCAAAACGGUAAAGAAAGACGUAAUUGAUGUUACGAUGUGUCCCAGUGAACCCUUGCGGUGGCCCUUAAUAGCUGUACUAGCCGAGACUUUACGAACUGAGGGACUUUAAACGAUUAAGGUGAAUUUUGUGCCCGUGAGGAAAUAAAAAAAAAAAGAAAAAAAGAAAAGAAAAGGAAGGUACAAAAAGUGCCGUCAUGUCAUCAAGUGGUGAAUUCUCGACGCUCUCAAGCGGCGAGGCUACCGGAACUGGUGAAGAUUCCUUACCAAGUUCACGUGAGGCUACCGCAGACGUUGCAAGUUCUGGCGUUGGUUUUAUGCCACUUCGUGAAUUCCUGGACAGAUUUUCCCUGCCAAGAGUCGUGCGAGUCGAAGGCGGCGGUGGCAGGCCUAUUUUGCUCUAUAAACAACAGCAAAGGUCACUCAGGGUCACUGCAACAUUGCUGAUGCACCGUUAUAGGCACGACAUUAAAGUUGGUCCCGAAAUCGUUAUUCCCGAGGGAUAUCCUGGAUGGUUCUCGAUUGUGUCAAGUAAUAGCGGUACUGGAAGUGCACGUGUCUAUCGAAGAGUUGGUGCCCUUGUCAAGGCGGGAGUUCCGGCUUUUCUACUCACCAAACCCCUGAGAGCCUAUACGUUAACGCAUUCAAAAAUGGAAAACGGUAAUCUGAGAGCUCAUUACACGAAGACAACGGUGAGGGCCGGUGAAGUAUUAAGGUUGACUGCCGUUUUUCAAGACACGCGACGAGCUCCAACAACAUCGGGGAUAUCCGGUGUUUCAACUGGUAUAACGGAAGGCAAAAGUUCAAGGUCAUCGGAAAGAGAUCAGUACGCCCAAUGUUUGGAUUCACAUGGACACGAGCUUUUUGCACCUCUAACAACAAGAGGGGAAUUCUAUGCCACCUGUCAAAGCGGAACACUCGACACUGGUAGUGAUGCCGUUCUUUACAGGGUUCAUCAACUCGCAAGAAGGGAUCUUCCAAUUAGGGUUCGUCUUGUGGCUGGUCCACUACCUGUACCUCUUCCUCGCGACUACAGUGGUCUAAUGCAGCUGGAAUCUGCAAACAGAGGACCAAUAGUGUUGGGAUGUGCAGUCCCCUUAGUACCAGAAAGGCCAAUUCCCCACAGCGCUAUUCCCGAACUUCUUGAAUUGGUCGUCAUUGGACCCACAGCGCCACGAGUCAAACGAGCACGUUUAGGAUGUCCCUCCGAAUCACGUCUUCUCUCCUCACCGAAAAUGCAACGACUACUAUCAGCGUGCAGAAGAGCUUUAGAUCAAAGAGCAACGGAACCAAGGGUCGCUACACCACAGGCAACAUCCUGUGGACAACCAGUCAAGGAAUUGCAUCUCAAAGAAAUAAAAUCAAAACCCGAGACAAAACCACUUCUUCAAAGUCUUCGUGAAAGUUUGGAACAUAUUAAAAAAUCAACAAUUCGCGAUCGUAGUCAAACGCGUCAAAAUAAUAAUAGUGGUUUUUUGGAAAAAAUCACAAGAAUAACACACGGUGGUAAAAAUCGUAACCCAGCGAAAAAAUCAGCUUCAUUUACAUUUGCUGUACGUCCAGAAAUUGCAAUGAGAUGUCCCGAGAGAUACGCGAGUCUCGAAUCGGAAGCAAAUUCACUAUUACCAAAUGGUGGAUCAUCAUCAUCAUCAUCAGCGAGGCAUCAGGUGCAAAGGUCAGUGUCCACAAGCGUCCUUGAAGUACAAUCCCAAUCGUCCGAUCUCGAUCCGCCUUACUCCAAGGUCAGAGAUAGUCUCACCCCACAGCCACGAACUCCACCAACGACCAAACCAGAGGCAAUUUAUGCCGAGAUUUGCGAAGAUUCACGCUACUUGAAAAUUCCAUCGCCUUCUUCAAUUGGUGGAAAAAAAGAUCAAGGUUACGUGAAACUAGCUUCGGAAAUUUCUGAUCUUCCCUGUAGCCUUGACGAUGAGGAAGGAAUUUACAAUACCGUGUGUUAAAAAAAAAAUUUUUUUUUUUUUUAAAAUCCAGGAUUUUCAAUAGAAUUCCGUGGUAAUUUUAUUCUCACCUGGAAGGUAUGCAGGAAGAGAAAAUUGUCGACGUCCUUUCCUGUAGGGGUCAAGGUUAGCACGGAAACUUAAGAUUCAAACAUGUAUAUAUAUAUAGAAAGGGCGGCAACUUGUGGGGAUUAAUCAUUGAAUUCGUCACGGUUCAAAGGAUUUCUUCUCUUUUUCUUUUUUAAUCCGCUUCUUGCGUGUCAGUUGUUGCGUGAUGUUUACGGUUGACGCUAAGCGUGUGAUUACUCUUCGUUGGGAUCAAAUCAUUCUUGGAAAAUACAAACGCGCAAAGAAAAUACCUUCGCGAGUUUUUUUUUUUUUUUUUUUUUUGCAAUCCCAGAAAAAAAUAAAUACGAGAAUAUUUUUCUCCAUGUAUAUGUAUAUAAUUGUUUCUAUUUUGUCAUAUGUAAGAAAAGUUUUGCGAAAAAAAAUGUAUUAUAAUAAAAAAAUUGUAUUAUUUACAAAAAAAA
This is a messenger RNA of Leptopilina boulardi, 3008 nucleotides long. RefSeq lists its product as uncharacterized. Bases 718 to 2481 code for a protein of 587 amino acids. The record is from RefSeq and is a predicted model, not a curated record. Lineage: Eukaryota; Metazoa; Arthropoda; Insecta; Hymenoptera; Figitidae. The transcript is spliced from 6 exons.